Metarhizium robertsii ARSEF 23 is the source of this 867-nucleotide messenger RNA. RefSeq names its product major facilitator superfamily MFS-1. The transcript has 2 exons. The record is from RefSeq and is a predicted model, not a curated record. Lineage: Eukaryota; Fungi; Ascomycota; Sordariomycetes; Hypocreales; Clavicipitaceae. Bases 1 to 867 code for a protein of 288 amino acids.
AUGGCCAAAACCUACAUUCCCCUCCCCAACUUCUCCACGGCCCCUCCGCCGCAAGGGCCGCUUGACCUGGGCCACAUUGUCAAGACCUUGAGCCCCGGCGACUUCCCGGCCCCGCUCAACAGGAAAUCCCGCGUGACCAUCGACGCCGACGACCUCCAGCCCCUGGAUACCAAGCACGGCUAUCGCACGACGCGCAAGGAGCUGCUGAGCGGUAACUUUGGCGUAUGGGCGCAGCUGGCGAGCGUCUUUGGGGUUGGCAUCGAGGGCGGCGUGACGUACGAACGCAGCGCAGAUGAUGUGGUGACGGUGGACAGACUGGAAACAUCAACGUUCAUCCCCACCCAGGCCUACAUCAAGCAGGCCCUCUCCUCUCCGCCCGUGCAGCUGUACCUCUCUGUCACGAAGCGAGCAAAGCCCGUGUACCUGAUCACGGGGCUCAAAGUCGCAUGCGGUGUGUCGCUGGAGAGUCAGCGGUCCGUGACCAAGGGUGCCAGGCUCAAGCUCGGGUUCGCUCCCCAGGGCGUUCCGGCUGACGGCGGGCCUGACGUGGGAGUUGAGCGCAUGCGCGAGGAAGGCUUUUCGUUUACGGGCUCGAGUGAUUUUGUCAUGGCAGCGCGCGUGGAAAAGAUUACUGUCGACAACAAGGGUGGUGGAGAGGCCAAGACCAAGUUGUACCUCAAAGGGGCGUCCAUGGAGGAUGCGGAUGAGACCAGGGAAGAAGGGGGCCUGGAGCUUGGCGUGGGAGACGUGAGUGAAGAUGAGUUGGCGGGGCUGGCUGCGGAAUUUCAAGCUACGAAAUUUGUUCGUUGGGAUAAUGCCAAUCUAGGUGAAGACAUGUGGAUGAUUCCCGCGGGUUUGGAUGGCUGA